UGUGAACUGUCGGUAGUCAGACCCUCCCCCUCGCCUCGCGAGCUCGCGGCGUCGCCGUCUCCCUUCACAAAAAACCCACCUCGAUCUCUGCUCCAAGAAACUUCUCUUCCUCCUCGACCUCCUCCUCCUCCCACGCCAUUGCCGCUCUCCAAGAUCUCGCCUCUGCUCACUGGAACCAACUCGGAGGGCGGCCACGGGAGCCUCGCAUUGGGCGACGGGGUUUGGUGGAGCUCGAGCCGUUGCGUUGGAUCUGACCGGGGAGGAACGUCGCGUUUGGCGGCGGAGGCGGCGAGUCCAAGAAGUGAGAGAGGGUGGUGUGGCGGCGGCGAGGAUGGCGCGGGGGGGAGGAGGGGGAGGAGGGGUGGUGCGGUUGCCGCCGAUGAACGCGCUGGAGAUCCUGCGGGAGACGGUGCGGGUGCUGCGGGCGGACCCGCACGCGUUCACGUCGGUGCUCUUCUUCCUGCUCUGCCCGGCGUCGGGGUGCCUCCUGCUGUCCGCCGCCGCGCUGGAGGGCGCCGCCGUGCUCCCGCUCGCGCGGAGGCUGCUCGCCGCUGCGGCGGCGUCGGGGCUCCCGCUCACGCAUUUCGUCAGGCAGCUGGCGCACCACCUCGCCGCCACCCUCGUCGCGUCCGUCGUGUCGUUCCCGGCGACGUUCACGCUCCUCCUCGCCGCCCGCGCCGCCGCCGCGUACGCGGUCGCGGCCGUCUACGCGGGCAAGCCGCUCCUCGCCGGCGCGGAGCUCUCCCUCCUCGCGCGCCGCGCGUGGCCGCGCCUCGCCGCCACGUACGCGCUCGCGUGCGCCGCCGUCAUCGCCUGCCUCUCCUCCUUCCUCGCUCUCCUCGUCACCGCGUGUUCCACGCUCAAGUUCAUGCUCUACCCGCCCGACAUCGUCGUCUGCGCCGGCCUCCUCACCGUUCUUGCCUUCUCCGUGGCGUACGCGCACACCAUCAUAGUGUGCAACCUCGGCGGUGUCAUCGCCGUUCUUGAGGACAUCGCCGGAGUCAGCGCGCUGCGCCGGUCAGUGCAGCUGAUGCGCGGGCAGACGCAUGUCGGCUUGCUCAUCUUUCUUGGAUCCACCAUUGGCCUCGCCUUCGUGGAGGGGCUGUUUGAGCACAGGGUGAAGACACUGAGCUAUGGUGAUGGCUCAUCAAGGCUCUGGGAGGGGCCAUUGCUUGUCCUCAUGUACUCCUUCGUGAUGCUCAUCGACUCGAUGAUGAGUGUCGUGUUCUACUUCACUUGCCGAUCAUCGAGCAUGGAGAUCUUGGAUGAUGAGGGCGGCUCGAUUGAGGAGCUUGAGAUGAUGGUGGGUAGCAAUUCAGUCAUCAGGUGAUGAAGAAUUUCUCAGAGUCAUAGGUAUAUCUGCUCAUACUGGGGAAUAAGUGAGGUGGGCAGUGUCCGCUUUCGGCGAAGAAUGACUGGUGGUGGAUCGCACGCCAUGACUAUACAAUGCAUUGUGUUUGAAUGGUUGAUUUUGAUGGUGAAAGAACUUUGCAAGCAUUUGGAUUCCCCACUCCUCAUGCUAUGGCGGAUUCACGAGAGAAGACGGGAAGGAGAAUAGGAGAUCCAUGAUGGGUUGUGUUCUUAACCAAUCCCAAGUUUUUGGCAGUGAUUGGAGGCUGGUAACUUGUGUAGCAUUCAUUUGAAAUGAUGUAACUAGUAUACCAAUUCAAUUCUUGUGGAAUUUUGUACUACUCUUCAACAGCCUUUUGGUUAUACUGAAUGAAGCAUUGUGUCACUCUGGAAAUACUAAAGAUUCUAACAGAUGAUUCUUGAUGUGUCAUUAAA
Molecule: messenger RNA, 1785 nt
Organism: Oryza sativa Japonica Group (Japanese rice)
Lineage: Eukaryota; Viridiplantae; Streptophyta; Magnoliopsida; Poales; Poaceae
Source: RefSeq, a predicted model, not a curated record